This is a messenger RNA of Letharia columbiana, 537 nucleotides long. RefSeq lists its product as uncharacterized. The coding region runs from base 1 to 537 and encodes 178 amino acids. Lineage: Eukaryota; Fungi; Ascomycota; Lecanoromycetes; Lecanorales; Parmeliaceae. The transcript has a single exon. The record is from RefSeq and is a predicted model, not a curated record.
AUGCGCACACUUCGAAAACGGCAUUCAUGGCCACCCCUCCGCAAACCUAGAGCCUUCUACUUUGACGAGGCCGUUGAUCAAGACCCAUUCGCAUACUUCAUCUCACCAGCCGAUGAACGAGACGUGUUUUUCAACAGCCACCUAGCAGCGGACAUCGACAGGAAGAAGCGUCCUCGUUCACUGUCACCAUUCCAUCGAAACUCCACUUCGCUCUUGUCCGCGGCCACAGCUGCAGCAUCGCCCACCGCGCAGCUGAAAAGAUGGAUUGAAAGGAUGGAGCUGCGAUGUUUCCGGCGCAAUGCAAGCAGCAUCGAACAGCGUAUGCCAUCACCCGACCCGCCUGACCUUCCGGAGAUGGCCCGGACAGUCUCUCCUCCGCUUCGGGGGAGGAGGAAUGUUCGCAUCAGCUCAGGUAACCGUGUGACUCCCAAUUCUAGGAGUAGACCUAGACGCCCGAGAGUCUGGAGGGAGCCCGCUAAGGAUAUCUGGCCGGUAGCUGAGGAGAGAGAAGAUAUUGGACUGGGAAUACUUUUGUGA